Molecule: messenger RNA, 272 nt
Organism: Staurois parvus
Lineage: Eukaryota; Metazoa; Chordata; Amphibia; Anura; Ranidae
Source: the annotation of a GenBank genome assembly
UCAAGGCACCAUUUAAAAUUAUGGAAAGUCUCGUGGCACCCUUUAAAAUUAUGGACAGUCUUGAGGCACCCCAUUCUAAAAUAUAGCAAACUGUACCAUAGAGCAGUGUUUCUCAACCUUUUUUCAGUUAAGGCACUCUUUAAAAUUAUGGACAGUCCCGAGGCACCCUUUAAAAUUAUGGACAGUCUUGAGGCACUCCAUUUUAGAAUGGGGUGCCUGAAGACUGUCCAUAAUUUCUAAAGUGCACCCAUUGUAAAAGGAGAAAAACUGUU